GGUUGGUGACGGCAGAGGCAGACGGGACCCCAGAGCAGCCGGGGCCGAACCCUGACUCCCAGAGCCCCCACGGUCCCCAUCCUUUCUCCCUGCGGUGGUGACACGUUGCUGGCAACGGGGUAGGGAGGAGAGGGCCGGGCUGGCAGCUCACCGCCCGCUGGGCGUCGCGGCUGAGGUCCUUCUGUGCGCCCCUGCGGGAGGCGGCCGGCACGGAGCACAGACUCUUUGCACCGCGGAAGCACACGGUGACAGACGGAGAUGGCUCUGAGGAUGUUACUCUAGCCUCCGCGGGCCUGCAAGGGGCUCAGGGACGCAUCACAGUGCCCCACCCAGAGGGUCACCGUGCGGGGCCGGGCCGUGUGCCUGCCGGACUCUGAGCGCGAGGCCUGGGCCAUCCCCUUCCCGCCUCUCCGUGGAUAUGAACCAUCCCUCCGGCUUCCUGGCCACCGCGUCCUGGCCCUCCCCUCCCUCUCCUUCCCCCUCUCUCAGCCCAGGGACCAGCCCCGAGGGGCGGUGGUCACAUGGCACCACACCUGCACACUCUCCUCUCCGCUGGGCGCUUGCAGGAUGCAAAUCAGUCACCAAUGUGGGAAGCAGGUACUUCGGGGUAAGAGCUGCUCUCUAAAUUUAGACAGGAAAAAUCCCCAUAGAGCUGGCAGAAAUAUCCCGAGCCUUCCUUGUGGCGAACCUCUCAAGCAGGAAAGUGGGGAGGGGGCAGCGAGAGCCGGGGGCUGUGGGGGGGGGGAAUGGGGGCAGGGCCAAGAAAGGGUGAUGGAGGCAAAGGCCCUCAUCUACGGGCCCGUCUUUGUCACCCUGGAGCCAUAGCCUCGGGCUCCACCCUGGCGGGGCUGGCCUGGAUUCAACGGUCCUACCAGGCCCUCUCCACAGUCGGUUCUCUGCCAAUUCGGACCGCGCGGACACCUCUCCAGGGUCCCUCUGCAACCAAGAGCUGCCUCCUUCCUUGCUCUGGCCGGGGAGCUGGCCAUAUUCCGCCCCCUCCAGCCAAGAAUGACUGGGACCAGACCCAAGCCCCCAGGGCCCAAGCAGUCCCCUCUAUGGAGGCUGCAGCCUGGCUGGGGUCCUCGUCCUCAUCUCUCCACGGAGAGGAGCAGAGCAGUGCUCGGUGCCCCCUGACCCCAGAGCGGCACCUGACCCGGCCAGCGGGGUGUCCGGCCUUGGUCUGGGUGCCAGGAGCCAACAGGGCCCAGCCUGGGCCCUGCAGUGUUGAGAGGGGACGCGGGGGACACAGCGGAGAAGCAGCCAGACUUUGUUCUCAAUCCCGUGACGGAAGGGGGCAGACCCCCGAGGAGCACGGUCGCAGGAUGAGAUGCUCCAACUCGAGAGGCACGUUCCGGUCAGGACGUGGAGACACGCAGCCGGAAAGGCGGGUGGACCGCUCAGAGACCUUCCGCAGCUCAGCCGGUGGACGGGGGGGUCUACAGCAGGGGAGCAACUCCCUGCAGGCUCUGGGUACCCCCAAUCUCCCCGGCCAUUCUGGCUCCCCUCUCUUCUGCCCCAUUCAGCCCUCGACUUGCCUGGGACAAGCCAGGAAGCCACCUGCAUCUGUCAUCUCCCCUUCCGUAGCAUGGGGGCUGGAGGGGCUGCCCGCCCUCCCUCCUCAUCCCCACUCACCUCCCUUUGCCCGUCCAGCCGAUGGGUGUGGGCGUCCGGCUCUCUCCCGGUAAAAGGAUUAUAUCAUCUGUAAUGUAUAUCCAGACACGCGCACUGCUUCUCGGGAGGACAAGGCAAGGAGAGGGAGCCCGCACAGCUGGCCGGAGGGGGUUUAUAACCGGGUUAUUGAACCUGAACCUGAGCCCUCCCAGAAUGGGGGUGUUAAUGGCUCCCGAGGUCACGGCCCCUCAGAAAUCAAUCGCUGCACGCUUCUCCUGUCCCUCCCCUCGUGUCGCUCCCUCCUGUCACCUCAGCUGCAAGUGCAGACCCCGGGAUGUGCAUUUGGUUUAAGAUGUCUGGCCCUGGCCCUGCUGGGAGCCGCCACAGGCAAGUGGGGUGCUCCAGAACAGGGUCUAGGACGCUCCUGAAGGCAUGGCAACCGGUAGCAUGACGCGCCUAGAAGAUGCCGGCUACAGCACCCCACGUGGGGGGAGGGGCAGGGCGAACCGCGGCACCCAGCCGUGGAGUGACCAGAGUGACGCGGUGAUGGUGGCCUGGGGGCCGGGAGCGGGGUGGGCGGUGUCACGGGGGCUAACGGCUUCGGGUAGCACCCCGUGGGUGCCCAGAAAUAAAGCCUCAGGUGUGGUGUGCCCACGUGCCAGGGCGCCCCAGACGGGAGCAGGAUCUCCGUGCCAGGCCCACGGGAGGUAGGGCCUCUCCUCCCACUUUGCUUGCCUGGAAAGCGGCCCGGAAUCGGGACCUGGAAAACGGGCUUAACAGGUACGGCUGUCUUCGGCCCGAGGCCCAGAGCAGCAGAGCUGCGGUGUGCCUCGGGGUUCUGGUGGCAAAGGGGGCGGGGGUGCUGAGGACAGAGAGUCUCAGGGGCUGCCCGGCAACUCGGCUGAGAUUCCAGUCCUGUCAGGAACGGACGGGAGUGAGCAUGCGGGCUGGGCGGCUUUGGAGAGGGAGGCCCAGCUGCGUCUUCAGAACAACCUCGGUUCCAACACAAUUGGCCUGGUACUCAAGUCCUCUUCUAGAAGGAUUCGCAUUUUAUUCCUCAACAGGGUAUACAGUCAGGCCUCGCUCGCUAAGUCCCCGGCCUGGUCUGGCCAUUUCUGCCUUCUCCUCUUCCAGCACUGGGUGGGCCUUGUUGCCUGGAGAGCAGAGGCCCCGUGGCAGGGCUGGGGUGGGAGCUCUGCAGGGGUGGGGGACAGCAGCAUUCGAUCCAAAUGUUCCUCCUCCAGCCUGUUGGGCCCUGAGUCACUUAAGCAUGGCAUGGGGGUGGGGAGGUGGGGACUGGUUAUCCAACCUUUCCAGAAAGUCCUCUGAGUCAG
Molecule: messenger RNA, 2945 nt
Organism: Leopardus geoffroyi (Geoffroy's cat)
Lineage: Eukaryota; Metazoa; Chordata; Mammalia; Carnivora; Felidae
Exons: 2
Coding region: 747-1685 (312 amino acids)
Source: RefSeq, a predicted model, not a curated record